Anneissia japonica is the source of this 3362-nucleotide messenger RNA. RefSeq names its product neuronal acetylcholine receptor subunit alpha-10-like. Gene Ontology annotation, molecular function: transmembrane signaling receptor activity; acetylcholine-gated monoatomic cation-selective channel activity. Gene Ontology annotation, cellular component: neuron projection; synapse; postsynaptic membrane. Gene Ontology annotation, biological process: regulation of membrane potential; signal transduction; nervous system process. The record is from RefSeq and is a predicted model, not a curated record. NCBI's taxonomy places the organism in Eukaryota, Metazoa, Echinodermata, Crinoidea, Comatulida, Comatulidae.
CGAUGUAUGGGGGAAACGAACAGAAACUAUACGAUGAUUUAUUCCGGGACUACAACAAAAAAGUCCGGCCUGUCUGGAACUCAUCGCACAUCGUCAAUGUUUCUAUGACGCUGUCUGUCUACCAAAUCGUAGAGAUGGAUGAACGAAACCAAAUUCUGACGACAAACGUAUGGAUAGAACAGCAUUGGAGUGAUAUGAAAUUAAAAUGGAACCCUGUCGAUUACGAUGGGAUUGAAAUUCUCCGCAUCCCAGCCACUGAGAUUUGGAUGCCCGAUAUCACUCUAUACAACAAUGCUGAUUCUGCGGACUACGUUUCGACCAGUCGAGGUUCCAAUGCACUAAUCUACUUCAAUGGUAAUGUGUCACUUUGGUCAAAACCGACCUUAGUUCGCAGUGUCUGUAAGAUCAACAUCAAAUACUUCCCUUUCGAUAUGCAACAAUGUGACAUGAAAUUCGGUUCAUGGACUUACACUAGCUUUCAAAUGAACCUGCACAAAUUUAAGGUAAAACCGGAUUUAUCUGGUUUUAUCCAGAACGAACAGUGGACGUUGGUGUAUGCCAUCGCACGUCGAAACAUCGUCUCGUAUCCCUGCUGUCCAGAGUCAUAUCAUGACGUAACUUUCUUUUUCGGUCUGAGGCGAAAGCCUCUAUACUACAUAUAUAACUUAUUAAUGCCGUGUAUGCUUCUGUCGAGUUUGUCGUUGCUAGGGUUCUGCAUGCCGUACGCAGUGGGAGUUGUUAAAGUGUCACUCAGUGUGACGCUCAUCCUGUCGUUAACCGUUUUCUUGUUACUGGUGGCGGAAAUGAUGCCUCGUACUUCAGAAAUUGUUCCUGUCAUAAGUCAAUACUACGCAGCGACAAUGUUUCUAAUUGCUUUCUCUACGGCCAUGAACGUGGUAGUUCUUAACAUAAAUGGGCGUGGUAAUGGAUCAGCUCCAGUACCACACUGGCUAAAAAUGGUUGUUGUUGACUGUUUAGGCUCAGCAUUGUGCAUCGCUCGUAAUCCACUGGAAUGCCAUAAAAAGAAUUCACAAAUUCCAUCCGAAUCUGACUUUCGGAAUACAUACGUAGAGCAUCAUCGAGGAGGCACAAGCCAAAUCGUAAAACGUGAUGGCAGUGCACACAGUAUGGGUAGGAACAUUAGAUUCGGUAACUUAGUCCCAGAACAUGAAAUUCUACUAGAAGACAAGAACGGAAGUCCUGGGGGUCGAGGCCAUUUCGGAGGUGUCGGAGGGGAAGAGCAUGGAGACCAUCGCCUGAUUAAACUGGAGAGAUCAGUCGAUAGUAUCUUAAAACAUCUUAAAAAUUCUCAAAGAAAGAAAGACAAGGGCACUCAUUUGCGACAGGAAUGGGGAGCAGUUGCCAGAGUUCUCGAUCGUUUUCUUCUGCUACUUUUCCUUACUAGCUCAGUUGUUACUUCAGUAAUCCUCCUUUCGCAGAAAGUACCGGACAAGCAGCCACCCUCAUCAAACGACACGUAUGUCGAAGACCCAGAAUAAGGACGUUACUCGUGAUCUUGUGAGAGUAGAGUGCGUUAGCGUCAGGAUCGUUACACGGAUGACAAAAGUGCCAAAUUUUGUAAUGAUAUUAGUAUGGGCAUACAGUUUUGAAAAAUCUCUGGAGCAAAAAAAAAAAUCCAUUUUUUUAAUAUAAAAAUCGAAUUUUUGGGAAAAAUAUUGUGGUGAUUUUUUUUAAAACUAUUACAAUGCAAGGCCUACCUGUAUAAACAUGUUUAGAAUCUAUUUAGUCAGAAAUCAGCAAAUAAAAAAUAUAGUGUUUAACCUUGUGCAUUUUGAUGAGCUUACGGCAGACUCUAGCUGCUUUCUGGUUGGGUCAUCCAAACAGGCCUUCAUUAAAGGUCAUGUAAAACCCUUAUGUCAGAUUAUGACAUAUCUUUGACAAGUGAGGUGUAGUUUUACGUACAGAUCAUAUUCAGUUACACUUUAAUUUUCAAUAAAGCUGUAUUUUAACGAAAACAAUGGUUUUAGCCCAAAAUUUGUCAAAAAUUUGAAUUUUUUAAAACUCUUAUAUCAGAUUCUGACAUAAUUAGUGAUAUUGAGAUAUAAUAUUGGUUAAAAUGUAUUUUACAUGCUGAGCAUCUGUUAUAGUUAAAAUGUCAGCAGAUCUCUACUUUGUUACCAAAAAUUAUGAUUUUAGCCCAAAAAUGGCCAAAAAUUGGGAUUUUUUAAGAAAACCUUAUAUCAGAUUCUGACAUAUUAUUGACCAGUCAGGUAUAGUAUUGGUUAAAAUGUAUUUUACAUGCAGAGCAUCUGUUAUAGUUAAAUGUUGAUAAAAAAUAUGAAAGCUCUGUCAUCCGUGUAACGAUUCUUGCAUAUUUUUACGUUAAGGCACUCGGGUGAACCCACGCAUGCAUUUGAAGAUCUUAUCUUCUAUGUAGACUAAAUUGGAUGACACUCGAUGAUCAUUCUUUUUCCGAAAUUGCGAUGGACUUCGAUAUAAACAUUGAUACACUAUGCAUUUUUAAACUACGGACAAUACGAAUGCUAAAAUGUUAACCCUCCAUGCGCUGGAGACAUAUGUGAUAUUGCAAGUACAAUAUUUGUUUUUUGUUUUUGUUUUUUAAUAUAUUUCAUGUUAAUAAUGUGUCUAUAAUUGAAGAUAUGGUCAGUAGAACAAAGUGUUUGUACUGUAUACUAUAAAUAAUUUAGAGGUAAACAGGUUCAUGUUUUCAAACAAUUGGGAAUUUGUAGGAACUUGUAACAUCCAUUAGAGUCAAACAUGUUGAUCGCAAUUAAACUAUGUAUGCAUAAUCAAAUUAUAUUCAUUAUAUUCAUGAUCUAAAGGCAAUGGGACUAGAGUGUGUGAAAAUGCAUAAGUGAGCAUGGCACGUUUAGGUGGGCUGCGUAAAUUUAAUAAUAAUAAUAAUUAUUAUUAUUAUUAUUAUUAUUAAUAAUAAUAAUAGUAAUAAUAAUAAUUCUCGCCAGAGGGCAUGCAUCCCGGGACCAUUACGUCUAGCUUAUGAACCUAAUUUUUAGUUUUAGGCAGUGUGCUCACAUUGAACUGAAAAACAGUAUUAUUGAUCAAAGUCAUUGUUUAAAAAACUACGUGAAAACAAGUAAUAUUGCUGUGAUUAGGGCAUAUAUUGGGAAAAGACAUUCUGCAGGCUUACAUAGACCUAAAGUAGCCCGGUGACUUUGAGUGGCAUAGGCUGAUAGGUACAUUUUAAAUAUCGGCAGUUAGGCAAAAUCAGACUCUUUAUUUUGCCAUCGUUGCUGUUUUUGUUUUGCUAAAAAAAUAACAAUAUUGCUAGAUUACCAGGUACAUUCUGUUUAGAACGGGGUUCGUGUUUAGCUGGAGGCUGCAGGGUAAACCCACCAGAGACAACUGGAAAAUUUCGUUUU